Molecule: messenger RNA, 931 nt
Organism: Dicrocoelium dendriticum
Lineage: Eukaryota; Metazoa; Platyhelminthes; Trematoda; Plagiorchiida; Dicrocoeliidae
Source: the annotation of a GenBank genome assembly
CCGCAUCUGGUGAUAUGUAUAACGCUAAGACUAAGUCGAAGUCUAAAUCCAAGACUUCCUCCCCUCAGUCGCAGUUCAAAUCUGUCCUUGACAAGAUUAACCAUUUGGAAUCGCUGAUCAAAGACAGCGCAAAUCCUUCCCAACCGCAAACCACCAGGCGUACCCUACCACCCUCCCGUGACCGGUGUCUCAUCAUUAUGAAUGCGCCUGAAUCGACCAAAGAUGCCCCAGCCGGAAGGAUGUUAGACGACCAAGUGUUCCUAGAACGACUUAUCUCUGUGUUAUUCGACGAAGGCGAACAGGGAAUCAACAUUAUCUCGGCUUUCCGCUUAGGUAAGAAACAAGAAGAUUCCCUCAAGCCUCGCCCCCUAAAGGUUGUGUUCCAAAACGAGGAAGAAUGUCGACGCAUUCUCCUACGGACCUCACGGCUCAAAGGCAAGCCGUUUUAUGUGUUGAGAGAUCUCUCCCCGGAAGAUCGGAUCAAAAUGAAAAAAGCCGUUGAUGAGCUGAGGACCCGUCGGGCGAAUGGUGAAACGGACCUUCAUAUCGUGGAUUUUCGCGUAGUUCGGAAAACUCCAAGAACCCGUUGGAGGCCGAUUUUUCUCAUCCUAGGACAGUAACGCAAAAGAACGGACUGCGUGUGCUGUUCGCUAAUGUUCGUAGUCUGCGAAAUAAACUUGAUGAGAUCCAGACGCUUGCCGCAGAUGUUUGUCCUGAUUUAAUGGCCUUCACUGAAACAUGGUUAUUCCCUGACAUCAUUGACUCUGAAGUAUCUAUCCCUGGAUACCACCUUUCUCGGGCCGAUCGUCAUGGGAGGAAGUCGGGAGGCGGCGUAAUACUAUACUGGAGAGCGGAUCUGAAGUCCCAUCUAGUUGAGGUCUCAUGUGACAAUGACAGCGAUUUUGAUGCCCUUUGGUGUCGCAUUCAUGAC